GCACCGAGGCGUUGCCGCUUUCCCUUCCGCAGCUUCGAGAUGGAAGCCACGCUCACAGCCAGCGAGAUCCGGCAGCGCUUCAUUGACUUCUUCAAGGCAAACAAGCAUACCUAUGUGCACUCGUCUUCUACAAUCCCCCUGGAUGACCCCACGCUGCUCUUUGCCAACGCUGGUAUGAAUCAGUUCAAACCCAUCUUCCUCAACACCAUCGACCCGUCGCACCCCUUCGCUAAACUCAGCAGAGCCACCAACACUCAGAAGUGCAUCAGAGCAGGGGGCAAGCACAACGACCUGGAUGAUGUGGGGAAGGAUGUGUACCACCACACCUUCUUCGAGAUGCUGGGCUCCUGGUCCUUCGGGGAUUAUUUCAAGGAACUUGCUUGUAAACUGGCGCUGGAGCUUCUCACCAAGGAGUUUGGCAUCCCUGCUGAGAGACUCUACGUCACUUAUUUUGGUGGAAAUGAGGCUGCAGGACUGCAACCGGACCUGGAGUGCAAGCAGAUAUGGUUGAAUUUGGGGCUGGCUGAGGGCAGGAUUCUGCCCGGCAACAUGAAGGAUAACUUCUGGGAAAUGGGGGACACGGGCCCCUGCGGCCCUUGCAGCGAGAUCCACUACGACCGCAUCGGGGACAGAGACGCUUCCCACCUCGUCAAUCAGGAUGACCCCAACGUCCUGGAGAUCUGGAACCUGGUGUUCAUACAGUUCAACAGGGAAGCUGAUGGGACACUAAAGCCUCUUCCGAAGAAAAGUAUCGACACCGGGAUGGGCCUGGAGAGGCUGGUCUCUGUGCUGCAGAACAAGAUGUCCAACUACGACACCGACCUUUUCCUUCCUUACUUUGAAGCCAUCCAGAAGGGUACGGGUGCGAGGCCGUACAUGGGGCAGGUCGGCGCUGAGGACGCCGACGGUAUCGACAUGGCCUACCGCGUGCUGGCCGACCACGCACGGACCAUCACGCUGGCCCUGUCGGACGGGGGCAGGCCUGACAACACUGGCAGAGGGUACGUGCUGAGGCGGAUCCUCCGACGGGCCGUGCGUUAUUCCCACGAGAAGCUCAAUGCCCCCAAGGGUUUCUUUGCUACGCUGGUUGACGUGGUGGUGCAGUCACUGGGAGACGCUUUUCCUGAGCUGAAGAAGGACCCAGAUAUGGUGAAGGACAUUAUCAAUGAAGAAGAGGAUCAGUUCUUGAAGACGCUCAGCAGAGGACGUCGCAUCCUCGACAGGAAGAUCCAGAGCUUGGGUGACAGUAAAACCAUCCCAGGCGAUACUGCCUGGCUGCUGUACGACACCUACGGCUUUCCUGCGGAUCUCACCGGGCUCAUUGCGGAGGAGAAGGGCCUCGUGGUGGACAUGGAGGGCUUUGAAGAAGAGCGGAAAAACGCGCAGGUACGUACAAAGCUCCUGGAGGAGUGUGGUGGUUUGACCCUGGCCG
This is a messenger RNA of Apaloderma vittatum (bar-tailed trogon), 1432 nucleotides long. RefSeq names its product alanyl-tRNA synthetase (gene AARS1). Gene Ontology annotation, biological process: alanyl-tRNA aminoacylation; tRNA modification. The transcript is spliced from 9 exons. Gene Ontology annotation, molecular function: nucleic acid binding; aminoacyl-tRNA deacylase activity; alanine-tRNA ligase activity. Gene Ontology annotation, cellular component: mitochondrion; cytoplasm. Lineage: Eukaryota; Metazoa; Chordata; Aves; Trogoniformes; Trogonidae. The annotation marks the transcript as partial. The record is from RefSeq and is a predicted model, not a curated record.